This is a messenger RNA of Orbicella faveolata, 1050 nucleotides long. RefSeq lists its product as uncharacterized. NCBI's taxonomy places the organism in Eukaryota, Metazoa, Cnidaria, Anthozoa, Scleractinia, Merulinidae. The record is from RefSeq and is a predicted model, not a curated record.
UUAAGGGAGUUCGUGUGUGGCUUUAAUUUGAUUGUUUCUUCGUUUUUUUUGUAAUUAUUUGUAUUCUUAACUUUUCUUUAGUUUUAGGUUUUAGCUUUUUGUCGCUUAUUAUCCCUGUUAAUUUAAAGAUUCUCUUACCACGAGACAAAUCAUGGACCAAAAAUUGAUGUUUGUGACAAUGAUGCUCUUGGUACUCCCUUCCGUUUCAGCAUUGGACCACUGGGUCAAAGUAAAUCAUCAUCCCGUAUGUUUCGGCGCGAGGGAUAACCGGUAUGGCAGUUUCAACGUCCCUUACGGUGGCAAGAUAGCCGCAGUUAAACUGAUCCACCUUAGCGGUUACGUUAUGUGCCAGACUGGCUUCAUUUCCUACUGGUCAUUCUGGGGCUGUGGAAACAAUCCUGCAGUAAAAAAUCACGUCAGUCUUGCCAUAACAACGUCAAGCAAUGUCCUCCUUAUGCCACCAAACCCGUUUUUCACGUACGCUGGGGGUGCUGGAAAGUGGUCCGAGUUACCCGGACAUAACUCGCUUUCUCCUGAGAUUAUCCUGCCGCGUUUCUCUUCUUACUCGGUGAGCUCGGGCCAAGAGUUGCGACUGUGGUAUGGUGAGGAUUUGGUGGGUCACACUGAAAGCGACAAUGGAGGAUGGGUCUGCUGCAAUGUUUACACUCUCUAUGUCUGAAAAUAUAAGUCCUGACAAGACUGCCGUUAAAAGGUUUACGCAGAUUUUUCUGAAACGAUUUAAUUUGUUUAUUUCUUCGCUUUCCAGGUUUCUAGUAACGUAAUUCUAAUAACGUAAUUCUAGUAACGUUUAGUAUUCGAGAUAUUGCUUUACGUCUGGAGGGAAAGGAAAAACGGAGAUAGGAAAUGUGUAAGGCUCUAAAAUUCAACAGUGAUUAAAUGACAAUAUCAUUGUACACCAUAGAGCACAUAGAGUACAACUGUGUUUGAACUAAGUGAUUAGAUGGCAAUUUUAUUGUACACAUAAGGCGCAUAACGAGUUAAUUUUGUUUUAAUUUGAGCAACUAAAAUAAAGCGAAGCCAUUAGGCAAA